Molecule: messenger RNA, 1869 nt
Organism: Alternaria hordeiaustralica
Lineage: Eukaryota; Fungi; Ascomycota; Dothideomycetes; Pleosporales; Pleosporaceae
Exons: 2
Coding region: 1-1869 (622 amino acids)
Source: RefSeq, a predicted model, not a curated record
AUGGCGCCCGCUAUCCAAGAGCCCACUAAAGAUGUCCGUAUCGACAAGACAUUCCUCGAGGAACAACGGAGCAAAUAUCCGGCGGUACUCCAGAAACUCCGCAACGCCAUUCCGGCCGACUACUACCCUAGAGUAGAGGCAUCACAACAAGACAUCUACUACGGCAACCCGUUCUACCCCGGUAAAGUCCUCCUUGGUACCAACGACGGCGUUCGCGUCUGGGCCUAUCUGCGCAAAAUACAGAAUAACGGAGCGGCGUUGGAAAUACACUACGACGACAACCGCGGCGGCGACGAGACAGAUCAUACACCGUUUGCGCAGUCUCAGUUCGUACCAUGGUGUCGCCUUGUCGCCAAUGAGGCCUGUCCUGUCGGUACACUAGCUUGGGAAAACCGGUUGAGGAUAGUCGCCAAGAUCGUUAUGUUGGAGGCAGGCUACUCGGAUGCUACGGUAGCUUCGAAGAACACUGCAGGUGACCUGUUUGCAUCAAUACGGAGGAACGUCGAGAAGGGCCUGGACAACUUACCGCAAGUACCUAGGCCAAGUAUACAACCGUCGGCGGGUGGAAUCGCAGCCCCUACUGGACCGUCCCACACUGUCGACCUCACUGAGGAAGCCAAGAAGACUAUCACAGCUGAUACCUCGAAGCCUAAAUCGCAUGGGACAGCGACAAACUGCAUCAAGGUACUGAAAGACGUCAUCCCUACCGAACAUUGGUUUCAGACACGCCCCAUCGCAACCAACAUAGCACGAAAGAUUACCCUGCUAGAUCCCGACAACAAGGAAUACUUCGGCUUGUUCCCUGGCAAAGUCCUCCUAGGCCAUCUCCGCGACUUCGACCAUACACCGGUAUGGGCAGCAUUCCGCCGUAUCAACCGCACUUCCAAGAAGCAAACACUGUCGGGACAGUGGCGCAUGUGUUUCUUCGAUGAUAAGCUAUUUGAGGUUGCGCUGCCUGCGACCCUAAACGGUACCGUGAGCUUCGCGCCUGCAUUCCAGCUACUCACUGAGAGCAAAGACACCGUCGGUACACGCAAAGUCUGGCUUGCUAGAGUCAGCAUGUGCGCACGUCUCGCGCUCAUCGACGCUGGACUCCAGGACGACGAGGGCUUUGCAACUCGGGCAGACGCACGGCCCAAGGAGCUGGCAGCAGUGAUCAAGAAGGCGUGGGUACGACUACGACGUACACUCCAGGGAGAUGAACAAUUAGAAGCUUUGCCGCCGCAAUACCGCAAGACGUGGAAGAACUAUGCACCGGGCGUUCCUGCUAUAGACGCUACCGUGCGCCAUCCAGUACAAGCGCCUACAGACGCCCAACCCAGGGAUGACGAACAGCAAGCAGACUCGCCCACAGAAGACCUCAUCCAAGACCUAAUCGAGAUAUCAGAAGACGAAGACGACAUCAUGGAAUCUGGCUACCAGCUCCGCGCAUCUAGUCCAUGGCCCACUUUCCCGAAGCGCGAAUUGUUCACCCCAGCGCCCACCUCUUUCACCAUGAACAAGAAACAAAAGAUCGCUCCGUCCGACCGUACCUCUCUGCUCGACUUCAUCAACCUGACUACUGCCAUCGACACCCCGGAUACUGCUGCGCUCGAAGAACAGGUCCGCGCAUUGACUGAAGCCAAGACAUCUCUCAAAAACACUGUCAACGAUAUGAAAGCACAGCUGGACGAGUACAAGACGAAGAAUCGAGAGUUGCAGGUGUUCAAGGCUAAGCAUGUUGAGCACUGCCAAGCUGUGAUGCUCAAGUUGCUGACGCAGAGGAAUGUGCGGAAUGGAAGUAGUGAGGUGGAUGCGGAGAGGGAUGCGAAGACGGAGUAUACUCAGGUCUACGGUAUUGCGAUUGUGGAGGAUAUUGGAGGGGACUGA